GGCAGAGACCCGGUCUUUAAUCCCGACGCAAGUUGCCAUUUUCUUUUUUCUUUUCAAUUUAUUUCGUAUUUGUUGUUUGGAACGAACCGCUUGCUCAAGAUGGAGAUGAACCAGUACCCUCGCCCCGACGGCCCUCCAGCCUAUAACCAGCAGUUUCAGCCACCGCCAUCCGCACCACCACAAAAUUAUGAUGCAGGAUAUCCUCAGUACGAUCAGUAUCCUAAGCAGCCUAUGGCUCAGGGCAAGCGCACAAUCUUGCAGAAGCUACUUGUUCUGGCGCAUGGCCUGCUCUGUCUGGCGGGCAUCAUCCUCUUCAGCAUUACGAUAUACACCAUUGUGCGCACGGUGCAGAUCCUGUCGUGGUCCACCGUCUUUGUUUUCUUCAUUCUAUUUGCUGUGACUUCGAUUGCGGCCGAUAUUCUCAAAAUCACCUUCAUCAUCAAGCAGCGCCUCAUUCCCGCCUGGAUCCUCAUCCUCGAAGUGCUUGCCAUUAUCUUCUUCAUUCUGCGCUGGGUGCUUCUCUUCUGGGCCACCGAUCUCUCCAAUUUGUGGGAUGAUAAGACAGGCAAUGGCGACGAUUUCGAUUUGAUUGCGCCUACUCUCGCAGUUAUUGUGUUUACUUGGAUUGUCUUUGUUGGACGAUUACUUUCCAUGGCCAUUACUGUUAUUUGGGCCAUCGUCCGCCGAAGACGUAACAGAAGACAAAACAUGGCAGUAUAAAUGACCGCAAAUAUUUUACAGCAACCAGUUUUAUGAUGAGAGAUGCGUUUGGGCCUCUGGUAGGCAGGCGAGUGUGGAGUAUCGUAGGACGUGUAAAGGAUAAACGGCGGCGUAUUGCAUUUUUGGGGCAGCUAAAUACCCACGGGAAAUUGUAC
Messenger RNA from [Torrubiella] hemipterigena, 875 nucleotides. The record is from the annotation of a GenBank genome assembly. Lineage: Eukaryota; Fungi; Ascomycota; Sordariomycetes; Hypocreales; Clavicipitaceae.